Molecule: messenger RNA, 1489 nt
Organism: Lobosporangium transversale
Lineage: Eukaryota; Fungi; Mortierellomycota; Mortierellomycetes; Mortierellales; Mortierellaceae
Product: aspartyl proteinase
Exons: 3
Coding region: 87-1292 (401 amino acids)
Biological process (GO): proteolysis
Molecular function (GO): aspartic-type endopeptidase activity
Source: RefSeq, a predicted model, not a curated record
CUUUUUUUUUUUUUUGUUUUCUUUAUUCAACUCACCUGCAGCAACUCCUAUACACUACUCUCAUCCUCACCCUUUCUUAUUAAACCAUGAAGACCACUUUCCUUGUGGCCGGACUCUUGUCUCUGGCUGUCGCCUCGAACGCCGAAAUGGCGCGUCUUCAAAUCAAGAAAACGGAGCUUAGUCCUGCUGAAAAGCUCCAUGCCUAUGCUGGCACUGGCUCCUACUUGGCACAGAAGUACUUUGGUUCACCUGCCCGUAAGAUGCAGAUGGACCAAGCUAACCAGAUUUUCGGUCUUGAUGCUGAAGGCAAGCCAUCAUACGGAGUCCCUCUCUCCAACUUCAUGAAUGCUCAGUACUAUGGUGAGAUCUCGAUUGGAUCGCCUCCACAGACCUUCAAAGUUGUUUUCGAUACUGGUUCCUCUAAUCUCUGGGUCCCUUCAACCCACUGCAACUCCAUUGCCUGCUUCCUUCAUAACCGCUAUGAUUCCAAGAAGUCGUCGACCUUUAAGGCCAAUGGCACUGAAUUCGGCAUUCAGUACGGCUCUGGAUCGCUGGAGGGCAUUAUCAGCAAUGACAACAUCGAGGUUGGUGGUGUUGUGAUCAAGCACCAGGACUUUGGCGAGUCGGUCAAGGAACCCGGCCUUGCUUUUGCCUUUGGAAAAUUCGAUGGUAUCUUUGGUCUCGGCUAUGACACCAUCUCUGUCUUGGGUGUGGUCCCACCCUUCUACAACCUUGUUAACCAAAAGUUGAUUGAUGAACCCGUCUUUGGUUUCUACCUUGGUCAGGCUGAAAGCAGCGUUGGUGGGCAGAUGACUUUGGGUGGUGUGGAUUCUAACCACUUUGAAGGCGAUAUUGAUUGGUACAAAGUUCGCCGCAAGGGUUACUGGGAGAUUGAUCUUAACAAGAUUCAGUUGGGCGAUGAGUCUGUUGACCUCGAGGCAGGUGCUGUCAUCGACACUGGUUCGUCAUUGAUUGUCUUGGAGACUGCUCUUGCAGAGAUGAUCAACAAACAGAUUGGUGCAACAAAGAACUAUGCUGGUCAGUACGUGGUUGACUGUAACCUUGUCCCUUCUUUGCCUGACUUCUCAUUCUUCUUUGGCAAGAAGGAGUACAAGCUCUCUGGAUCCGACUAUGUCCUCAAUGCUGGAGGCUCAUGCGUUUCUGGAUUCAUGGGCAUGGAUUUCCCUGAACAGCUUGGCGAUCUUUGGAUUGUUGGUGACGUCUUCUUGCGCAAGUAUUACAGUGUCUACGACCUUGGCAAAGAUCGCGUUGGUUUUGCUCCUGCAAAGUAAAAGAAGAAAAAACAACAACAACCCACAACAACCCACCCCUCUAUUGUCACUGUACUAUAUUAGAUUCAACAAAGGCCUGAAAGGGAAGGGAGGAGAUGAUAAAGUGUACCUUAAAAUCACACUUGAAACGUUCCACCAUCUCAUAUUUUGCAUCUAGUUGAAUAAAUUGUAAACACUCAAUAUCAAUUAUAAAAAAA